Molecule: messenger RNA, 2417 nt
Organism: Ilex paraguariensis (yerba mate)
Lineage: Eukaryota; Viridiplantae; Streptophyta; Magnoliopsida; Aquifoliales; Aquifoliaceae
Source: the annotation of a GenBank genome assembly
CUUUUACUUUUUCUUUAUUAUUAUCUCACAGAAACCGCGUUUCCCCAGUAUCAUCGUAUCACUUUCACGUGGGUCCGUCGCCUCAUCCCCUUAUCUCUCGGUUCAAUUUCUGCAACUCCUCCACCAUCAUCACCUACCAGAGUUUUAAAACCCUAAUACACUCACAUAAACACAUAGUACAAGUAGCUAAACAAUCUUGGUGUUCUAAGCGAAAUCAAAGACCCAAGCUUUAAGCCUCUUAAAAAUGGCGGAGAACGGUGAAGAGAAGCUUAUACAAAUGGCUCGCCACAUCGCGAAGACACUAGGCCAUACAGACAAUAUGACCGACGACAUACUCCAAAUUUUCUCCAACUUCGACGGUCGAUUUCGCGAAAAGUUAUCGGAGAAAUUGUCCGAUGAGGACUCACGAAGCUUUGCAGCCCUGGAACAAACCCUCAAGUCCCUUGACCGUCAGAUCUCUCGUUAUGUCUCCGCCGGCCACCCUAUUUGGUCCGACUCCGCUGACUCCUCCUCUUUCCUCGACUCCGUUGACGAAUUAAUUGGUUUAAUUCGAGACUGGACUCCGAUGUCCGGUGAAAAGAACGUCUCGGCCUGUCUCGAUCGCGCAGAGGAUUUGCUUCAGCAGGCCAUGUUUCGGCUUGAAGAUGAGUUUAAAUUGUCAAUGGAGCGUGGAGGUGAGUCCUUCGAUGUAACUAGGUACCAUAACGGCGAGUCAGCUCAUCCGAGUUACUCGUCUGAUUCAGAAGACCAAGAUAAAGACGAAGACGAUGAAAUUCCAGUGGCGCAUCCGAUAUCUGACUACAAUAUCAUCAUCGAUGCGUUACCUUCGGGAACGAUCAACGAUCUGCACGAGAUCGUAAAGCGUAUGGUGGCCGGAGGAUACGGUAAGGAGUGCUCGCACGCGUACAGCUCUUGCCGGAGAGAAUUUCUGGAGGAAAGCUUGUCGAGGCUAGGGUUACAAAAGCUAAGCAACGAUGAGGUUCAGAAAAUGCAAUGGUCCGAUCUUGAGGAUGAAAUCGAGCGGUGGAUUAAGGCCGCAAACGUCGCGCUUCGGAUCUUAUUCCCAAGCGAACGGCGUCUCUGCGAUCGAAUUUUCUUCGGCUUUUCGUCUGCCGCUGAUCUGUCGUUCAUGGAGGUGUGCCGUGGUUCGACGAUUCAGUUACUGAAAUUUACCGAUGCGGUAGCGAUUGGCAGCCGAGCACCAGAGCGAUUGUUCAAAGUUCUCGAUGUCUUCGAAACGGUUAGGGACUUAAUACCUGAAUUUGAAGCUGUUUUUUCGGAUCAGUACUGUUUAUUCCUUAGAAACGAAGCAAUUACGAUUUGGAAAAGAUUAGGGGAAGCGAUUAGAGGGAUUUUCAUGGAAUUGGAGAAUUUGAUCCGUCGUGAUCCAGCCAAGACCGCCGUUCCCGGUGGCGGACUUCAUCCCAUCACUCGAUAUGUCAUGAAUUAUCUCCGUGCAGCAUGUCAAUCACGGCAAACCCUUGAACAAGUAUUUGAGGAAAGCGUUGCUCCACCCAGUGCUGGUGAUUAUAGAAAAAUGGAAGAUAGAUCGUUGUCCUCAUCUUCAAUGUCGGUCCAAAUAGCUUGGAUUAUGGAGUUACUACAGAGUAAUUUGGAGGCGAAGUCGAAGAUUUAUAGGGACUCCCCAUUGUGCUCUGUUUUUAUGAUGAACAAUGGUAGAUACAUUGUUCAAAAGGUUAAGGAUUGUGAAUUAGGGUCACUUUUAGGGGAUGAUUGGGUUCGAAAACAAAUGGCAAAACUCCGGUUAUAUCAUGUGAGUUACCAAAGAAGCUCAUGGAGUAAGGUGUUAGGAGAGUUAAAGAUUGAUGGCCAUUCUCUGAAAGAGAAGCUCAAGUUUUUCAACACCAACUUUGAGCAGAUAUGUAAAACUCAAUCCACAUGGGUCAUUUUUGAUGAACAACUGAGAGAUGAGUUGAGGAGUUCUGUUGCCGGGAAUUUGUUACCGGCAUAUGGCAAUUUCAUUGGAAGGUUGCCGAGUUCACCAGAGAUGGGAAAGCAAGUGGAGAGAUAUGUUAAGUACAGUGUGGAGGAUCUUGAGGCAAGGAUUAAUGAGUUGUUUCAAGGAAGAGGUGGAUUGGCUGGUGGCAGGAAGUGAAAACCAAAACGAGUAAGCAAGUGAUUGUUUGCGCUGUUCAUGGUUGUAUGUUAGUGUAGUUUAUAAAGAUUUGUUGUAUGUGCUUGUAAUCUUGGUGGAUUUGUGGUUUUUUUUUUUUGUUGGGUAGAGCAAUCUCUGUUCAGCACACAACCUAUGUUGGUGGAAUUUAUUGACACACCAAGAAGUGUAAUGUUUCUCAGUUGAAUGUAGUUUAUACAUAUGGAUUGCUUUAGUUGUAUGUAUGGAAUUAGGCGGCUAUUCAAUGCAUGCUUAAUAGGGGUAUCAUUUCAGUUAAUAUCAC